AGGCUGUAAAGGUUUUUAUCGCUCACUAGGUUGUAUUUGUGAUAUUCAUGAGCCGUUAAAAUAAAAUCACUUUCAUAUUAUCCUUGUUGAACUACUCGGCGCAAACGUAAAUCGAAAGAGUACUACCUUUGAAGUUAAAUAUACAUUUUUUAAUACGCAGAAUAAAAUUUUGUAUCAUCAGAUCGCAACCCACGCUGACAAAAUAAAUUAUAGUAAACCGCAAGGAUGAUGACAGAAAAAAUUGUACCCGGUCACUCAAGUUUGGUUAAUAAAGGAAUUUUGAGUGACCACCAAAUUGCAAGCAAUCUAAGUGAUGAUAUGGGCUGGAAAUCUAAACUAAAACUUCCCCCUAAGGAUAAUCGAUUCAAAACGACAGAUGUGACUGAUACACGUGGUAAUGAAUUUGAGGAAUUUUGCCUUAAACGAGAACUUCUGAUGGGAAUUUUCGAAAAGGGCUGGGAGCGGCCAUCUCCAAUUCAAGAAGCUGCCAUACCAAUUGCUCUAAGUGGAAAGGAUGUAUUAGCUCGCGCAAAGAACGGAACAGGAAAGACUGGUGCAUACUGCAUUCCCGUUUUAGAGCAAAUCGAUCCCACUAAAGACUAUAUUCAGGCAUUAGUUAUGGUUCCCACACGAGAACUUGCCUUGCAGACUUCACAGAUAUGCAUUGAGCUUGCUAAGCAUCUGGAUAUCCGUGUUAUGGUCACAACUGGCGGUACUAUUCUAAAGGAUGAUAUUCUUCGUAUAUAUCAAAAAGUACAAUUAAUUAUUGCAACUCCGGGACGAAUUUUGGAUCUAAUGGACAAAAAAGUUGCGGAUAUGUCGCAUUGCAAUAUACUAGUUUUGGAUGAAGCUGAUAAAUUGCUGUCAUUAGAUUUCCAAGGCAUGCUGGAUCAUGUUAUUUUAAAAUUACCUAAAGAUCCACAGAUAUUGCUAUUUUCUGCAACAUUUCCAUUAACUGUCAAGAAUUUCAUGGAGAAGCAUUUGCGUGAGCCGUAUGAAAUUAAUCUUAUGGAAGAGCUGACACUGAAGGGUGUUACUCAGUACUACGCAUUUGUGCAGGAACGUCAGAAGGUGCACUGUCUGAACACGCUAUUUUCUAAGUUGCAAAUCAAUCAAUCCAUCAUAUUUUGCAAUUCAACACAACGUGUCGAACUCUUGGCAAAGAAAAUUACGGAGCUUGGCUACUGCUGUUACUAUAUUCAUGCUAAAAUGGCUCAAGCGCACCGCAACAGAGUAUUCCACGAUUUCCGACAAGGUCUCUGCCGAAACUUGGUUUGCUCUGAUUUAUUCACCCGUGGUAUCGAUGUGCAAGCCGUAAAUGUCGUUAUUAAUUUUGAUUUUCCGCGCAUGGCAGAGACAUACUUACAUCGAAUUGGACGAUCUGGUCGAUUUGGUCACCUGGGUAUUGCUAUAAAUUUAAUAACGUAUGAAGACCGGUUUGACCUUCAUCGCAUUGAAAAGGAACUAGGAACGGAAAUUAAACCCAUUCCGAAAGUAAUUGAUCCUGCACUUUAUGUGGCCAAUGUAGGUGGAUCGUCGGGUGAAGUCUGCAACAAUAGUGAUUUGAAUAAUUCUACAAAUGAGGAAGGCAAUGUUAGUAAAUAGAAUAAUAAAAAUUGGUUUUAAAAAAAUAAGGUUUUGAAAUAUCUAAACAUGGAAACAAUAAACGAAAUCUAAUAUUGCAAGAAA
Drosophila nasuta is the source of this 1689-nucleotide messenger RNA. It is a transcript of the gene me31B, whose product is annotated as ATP-dependent RNA helicase me31b. Gene Ontology annotation, molecular function: nucleic acid binding; RNA helicase activity; ATP binding. The record is from RefSeq and is a predicted model, not a curated record. NCBI's taxonomy places the organism in Eukaryota, Metazoa, Arthropoda, Insecta, Diptera, Drosophilidae.